Molecule: messenger RNA, 2750 nt
Organism: Mus musculus (house mouse)
Lineage: Eukaryota; Metazoa; Chordata; Mammalia; Rodentia; Muridae
Gene: Proca1
Product: protein interacting with cyclin A1
Exons: 5
Coding region: 1792-2454 (220 amino acids)
Biological process (GO): phospholipid metabolic process; arachidonate secretion
Molecular function (GO): A2-type glycerophospholipase activity
Source: RefSeq, a predicted model, not a curated record
AGAAGAGGGCAUCAGAUCCCAUUACAGAUGGUUGUGAGCCACCAUGUGGUUGCUGGGAAUUGAACUCAGGACCUUUGGAAGAGUAAUCAGUGCUCUUAACCGCUGAGCCAUCUCUCCAGCCCCGUUAUUAGCAUUUUCUAGGCUGGAGUCCUUACUAGAGAUAAUAGGUGUAGUGGGGGCAUGUAGCGAUUUGGGGAUUGGAGCCCCUAUGGGGAUUCUGUUCAUUCCUGGCUCCUAAAACAGGGCUCACACUGGCUGACGUCUCAGAGAUCAGGUUUUGGAGACUAACUAUAUCUUCUAGAUUCUCUGGGUUAAAAUCUGAGUAACUACCCUUUCCUUGCUGUUUUCUUUCCUCUCUGUCUCCCUCUCCCUUUCUUCUUGAGGUAGGGUCUCUUGUAGGCCAGCCUGACCUCAAAAUUACCAUGUACCUAAGUAUUGUGUGACUGUGUCCCUAGAGAGACAAUCUAUUUGUCCCAGAUAGAGAACUGAUGGUAGACUAAAGGAUACAUAUCUAAGUCCAACUUGGAGAAGCAAUGAGUUUAAUUGGGUUACUUACAGGGAUAUGGGUGAGGGGCUGCGUACAGAAGCAGAAAUGACUCAAAGACGGCUGCAUCACCGAAAGCCACUCCAGUAUGAGUGACAGUUUAUGAAAGCUGGAAAUGAGGAGCACACUGCACAGCCUGCGGACAACUGGGCAGAUCAGAGGGGCUUCCAGCCAGCUCAGCUUGUCUGAGAGUGUCUCUCAAGCAGUCCUGACUGCUUAAAUAUGCUUGGGGGAGAAGGGGUCUAGUACACCUGCUCAGUUUCAGGGAUUUCCUGAAGCCUUUGAGUUGUUUACUUCCUGAGCUUAAGGAACUUUCCUGAAGGGGAGAAUGUUUGAUCUCCCUGCAGAACCGGCUGUGUGACCUUUCUAUCAUGAAACACUCAGAAUUCUGAAUAGGACUUUGGGUUAUGAUCCUCCCCAGAAAUCCUUCACUGCACUUUCUGUACUACAGGAGCCAGGCCACUGGUACAGACACUUCUGGCUCAGUCCCAAGUCCUGUAACCAACACAUAUGACAUCAUUAACAACAGGGUCUUACCAUUCAGUUUUGGAAUGUUGCUGACAGCAGUGGUAAAUAGCCCUAUUGUUCUAGAGGCUUCCCUGACCAGCAACUCUAAGGAAGUAAUCCACCCUUACUACUAGGGGGUUAUAUUUAUUUAUUUUUGAAACAGGGUUUCAUGGUCAGCCCCAGGUGACCUGAAACUCAGAGAUCUGCCUGCCUCUGCCUCCCAACAAAGGCACACAGGCCCAUGCCACCACAUCCGGCUUUCUCCCCUACCCCCCCCCCUCUUUUUUUUUUUUGAGUCCUGAUCUUGGCUCUCCUGGAGCUCACGAUGAAAAUCAAGCUGGCCUCGAACUCAGAGAUCUACCUGCAAGUGUGUGGAUUAAAGGCAAACAUCACCAUGGCCAGCCUAUCCUCUGCUUUUUGAGGUACACCUAUUCUGGCUUUGGAAGCUGAUUGGAGAUCUGUGUAGACUUUUGGCGUCAUCGUGUGUGAUAUACGAGUGAAGUGUGGACGCUGUGUUUGAGCAACGUGAAGGUUUCCUACUGGGAUGGAGUUACCACGAAUAUAUCACGAGGUUGCCCAGCUGGAAGAGAGGAUACCCGGCUAGUGUGGACUCCAGCAGUGAUCUAUUUUCCUUUUCUGAAGGUGAGAACAAGGAGACAGACAGACGUUGCUGGAAACACCAGCACUGUCCCGGGCAUACCAUCCACCCCUUCUCGGACUGUGGCCAUCACAACAGAUGUAUGCAUGCUGUCAGCCAAUGCGACUGUGAAUCUAGGUGUAGAAGCCACAGGCCUGUCUCUGUGGCAAUAAUUUACCAUCCCACCCACCAUAUGUAUAUGACAGAUGACGAUCUGGAAGAGAACUGGGUUUCCAGGAAAAAUCAUUUAAGUCCCAGUGCCAGACCUCCUGACCCAAACACAGGGUCAGCCACUGAGGUUCCUGACUUAUCAGUGCCCAUCACUAUCUGGCGUUCUGAAAGUCCCAUAGAAAAGUGUCAGGAAAGCAACGUCAUCAAGGAUAUAAAGAGAAAGGAGAAAGAGCAAGAUGAGGAGGAGAUGGUGGAUGAAAAGGCAAACUUGAAGAAAAAAGCCAAGGGCAAGUUAACUAAGAAGAAAACCCCAGUGAAGUCGGAGUCUUCCCCUGCUGAUCUGAGCCAAUCCGUAAGAGGACCCGUGAGGACACCAGAGUCUAGCCCAGAAAGCCCGGGAGGGCUGGAGAGCGAGUACAGUUGUGAACGGGGUAAAGAAAGGCCCUCUAGUGAAGAUGUUGUAGAGUCAUUGUCCCCCAGAAAGAAAGAGAAGACAUCAUCUGGCCAGGCCAAAAAGAAUGGGACAAAGAAAGAAACCCAGAAAACGAGCAAGAGAAAAAAAUCUUCCCCAGUGCCCAACCCCAAUCUCAGCUGAGGCAAACAGAGUGAAUAAUAAAUCAAGCCUGUAACUGACCCUACCGCUAUUCUCUGCCUUCAACAGGGCCUCUUAUGGGAGGGGCUCCAGGGAUCCUUUAAGGGUAACCCUGCUUUCAAGGAGGAAGUCUAUGUCUAUGGAAAGUUAAGUAGGAGGGAGAGAGAACAACUCUCAGGACUAGGUGGGAGAAUCUAUUUGGGAAGUGGGUAGGGGGUGGGAGAACAGUGUUGUCACAUGCAUUCUGUGGUGGCCAGCACUACGAAAUGCUACCUUCAAUAAACUGAACCUGCCACUCA